Molecule: messenger RNA, 1851 nt
Organism: Populus nigra (black poplar)
Lineage: Eukaryota; Viridiplantae; Streptophyta; Magnoliopsida; Malpighiales; Salicaceae
Exons: 6
Coding region: 236-1702 (488 amino acids)
Source: RefSeq, a predicted model, not a curated record
CGCCCACACAAUCCCAGUAUGAAUUGAAUUCGUAUCACACAUCUUUCAUUCUCCACCUUUCGUUUGUUGCCUAGCACAAUUAUACUUGAUUUUAAACCCAACGCAAUGACAACGUGACAUCAAUAUCCAUGGGGGGGAAUGGCUGUUGCUCAUCAGCACCGAGGAGAGAAGAACCUUACAUCUAGUGAAUUUUUAGGGUGAUACAGUUCAUCGUUUGCAGGAAAUAGAGAAGAGUAUGAUUUUUAUAAACACUUUCCGAGCCAUGAAGAGAUCAUCAGCUUCAACAAUUCUAUUUCUUUUCUUCAUCGUCCUCCUUGCCGGUGCUUUGUGUUUUUGGAUUGACGUUUCUGUUAUAGUUGCUGUGCCUCUCAGUCUGAGAAAUCGUUUCACCGGAAGACCAAGGACGUCGACCGAGUUCUCACUCAAUUGUUCCAAUCAAAGCACAACCACAUCAUACGUUGGAGCCAAUGAAUCAUCAUCCAUGGCAUGUCCAGGUUUUUUCCGAUGGAUCCACGAGGAUCUACGGCCGUGGAAGGAUACGGGAAUCUCAAGGGACAUGCUAGAAAGAGCUAAGAAACAUGCACAUUUUAGACUGGUGAUUGUUGAGGGCAAGGCUUAUGUGGAGAAAUACAGCAAGCCCUAUCAAACAAGAGAUGUGUUCACAAUAUGGGGUAUUUUGCAACUUCUCAACUUGUACCCUGGAAAGAUACCAGACUUGGAGCUGAUGUUUCAAUGCGGAGAUAAGACUGUGAUACAGAAACAUGAUAUCCAGGGCUGCGAUGCCAUGUCACCCGCAGUGCUAUUUCAAUAUUGUGGACACAGCACAGCGUUGAAUAUCGUCUUCCCUGACUGGACAUUCUGGGGCUGGGCCGAGACCAAUAUAAAACCUUGGAAAAUUGUGCUAGAAGGAAUGGUUGAGGGCAAUAAGAAGAUUAUGUGGCAGGACAGGGAACCAUAUGCUUAUUGGAGGGGUAAUCCCCAUGUCUCUCCAAAUAGGAAAGACCUUAUGAAGUGCAAUGUCUCGGACAAGUAUGACUGGCUUGCUCGCCUCUAUGAACAGAACUGGGGUAAAGAAAGGGAGCAAGGGUAUAAACAUUCAAGACUAGAAGACCAAUGCACCCACAGAUACAAAAUUUAUAUAGAAGGGAAAUCAUGGUCAGUAAGUGAGAAGUAUAUCUUAGCAUGCGACUCCAUGGCUUUGCUCAUAAAGCCCGAGUACUACGAUUUCUUCAGUAGAAGCAUGGAGCCAAUGCAGCACUACUGGCCCAUUAGGGCUAGCAACAAGUGCAAAGAUAUCAAGUUUGCUGUAGAAUGGGGCAACAACCACUCAGUUGAUGCACAGGCCAUUGGGAAGGCAGGAAGCAAGUUUAUUCAGGAAAACCUGAAAAUGGAAUAUGUGUACGAGUAUAUGUUUCAUUUGUUCAAGGAGUAUGCAAAACUCCUGAGAUUCAAGCCAAAAAUACCGGCAGGCGCCGUCGAGGUCAGUUCUGAAUCUACGGCAAGUUCUCUGGGUGGUUUAUGGAAAAUGUUCGUUUUGGAAUCAGUGGUGAAGUCUCCCGGUGAUGCACUUGUUCCAUGCACUGCGCCUCCUCCUUAUGAUGCUCACACCCUUCAAGAUUUAUUUCAGAGGAAGGAGAAUGUGAGGAGGCAGGUGGAGAUGUGGGGGGAUGAAUACUGGGAAAAUUUGAAUAAGAAACAGUAGAAGCCUCUCCUCCCUAGAAGGGAGCGAAUAGAAAUAUAAUUAACAUGGAGUCAUUCCAUAUUGUUUUUCCCUUGUAUUUUUGUAGGAUAUCCAUCCUGCUCGGAGGUAGAGAAGCUCCUUUAAUAAUGAAGUUAUAUUUCUUGAAAGAA